Molecule: messenger RNA, 1001 nt
Organism: Suillus plorans
Lineage: Eukaryota; Fungi; Basidiomycota; Agaricomycetes; Boletales; Suillaceae
Exons: 4
Coding region: 88-948 (286 amino acids)
Source: RefSeq, a predicted model, not a curated record
AGAGUCACCUACUUUGACUGGGUCUUGACAACAGCUUUUUUGAGUUAGGCCUCAACAGCCAACCUUCAAAUCCCACUUGAGAACUCUAUGGCGCCUACAAGCUCUCACAGCUCAGGCUACCGGAGAGCACCAAGGCUGUCAAAUUACGACAUACAAUGCCAGAAUCACGAGUUGUCAAAGAAGCCUCGUCAGCAUCCUCGUCACGGCCAUAUGGCUGACACUAUUGAAAGCUGCGAACCCCAGUAUCACAAGAGGGAGCAGUAUACAGCAAGCCCGGAGCCCGGGGAGUGUCAAGAGCAAAGUCUUAGCAGUGUCUAUAUGCAACAGGAAACGCUGGAAGGUUCCAGCCAAUUCUCGGACGUAUCUGAUCCCAUAGGCCCCAAUUUUUCCAAAGCUCUGGCGGAGGGUACAGCCAUGAACUCACUCCAUCAGCAACAGCCGGUAAUAAUCCCUGCGCAGAUGUCCAGCACUCUCGGCUCAGAUGUGGCAAAUCAAGGAACGCCACUAAAUCUCGCUAAGCUGCACCCAUCUCUUCCCAACCGUCCAGUCUGUGCCGAGCCACCUCCCCGAAUUGUUUCGACCACCGUAGCAUCAUCGCUGCGCGAGAAGUCACGAUCAACCUCCAAUAAUCAUGCAACAUCCCGACUCACGCGCGAUCUUUGGGAUACUCGGCGGGAAAUGACUGCCUUACAAGUACGCGAAACCGAGCUUGUAGCUUCAUUGCGCCGUUUAGAUGCUCCUCGCCACAUCCUCGAGUCUCGACCAGUGCAAAAAUUCUCAGAGCUUGACGUUCGUCUCGCUGAAGUAGAGAACGAAAUACGGCGAGAAAGAUAUAAGCGCCUUCAAGCCGAGCGAGGUCUCAAUGAGAUUGAGACGGAGAGGAGGGGUCCGUUUGUCGUUCCAGCUCUGUUUCGAGCGUUCUUGAUGAUUUCUGAGAUGGAUGGAUAAUCUCUCAGAGGCUUCGAGUGACUGGGGACUAAAGCAGGGAAAAUCCGUGUUAC